This is a messenger RNA of Schistocerca americana (American grasshopper), 1422 nucleotides long. RefSeq names its product collagen alpha-1(XXVII) chain B-like. Lineage: Eukaryota; Metazoa; Arthropoda; Insecta; Orthoptera; Acrididae. The transcript has a single exon. The record is from RefSeq and is a predicted model, not a curated record. Bases 1 to 1422 code for a protein of 473 amino acids.
AUGGGGGACCAACAGUGCGAAACUGUUUUAGGAGCAACGGGGUACCAACAGAGCGAAACUGUUUUAGGAGCAAUGGGGGACCAACAGUGCGAAACUGUUUCAGGUGCAAUGGGGGACCAACAGUGCGAAACUGUUUUAGGAGCAAUGGGGGACCAACAGUAUGAAACUGUUUUAGGAGCAAUGGGGGGCCAACAGUGCGAAACUGUUUUAGGAGCAAAGGGGUACCAACAGUGCGAAACUGUUUUAGGAGCAAUGGGGGACCAACAGUGCGAAACUGUUUUAGGAGCAAUGGGGGACCAACAGUGCGAAACUGUUUUAGGAGCAACGGGGUACCAACAGUGCAAGACUGUUUUAGGAGCCACGGGUGACCAACAGUGCGAAACUGUUUUAGGAGCAAUGGGGGACCAACAGUGCGAAACUGUUUUAGGAGCAAUGGGGGACCAACAGUGUGAAACUGUUUUAGGAGCAAUGGGGGACCAACAGUGCGAAACUGUUUUAGGAGCAAUGGGGGACCAACAUUAUGAAACUGUUUUAGGAGCAAUGGGGGACCAACAGUGCGAAACUGUUUUAGGAGCAAAGGGGUACCAACAGUGCGAAACUGUUUUAGGAGCAAUGGGGGACCAACAGUGCGAAACUGUUUUAGGAACAAUGGGGGACCAACAGUGCGAAACUGUUUUAGGAGCAACGGGGUACCAACAGUGCGAGAAUGUUUUAGGAGCCACGGGGGACCAACAGUGCGAAACUGUUUUAGGAGCAAUGGGGGACCAACAGUGUGAAACUGUUUUAGGAGCAAAGGGGUACCAACAGUGCGAAACUGUUUUAGGAGCAAUGGGGGAUCAAAAGUGCGAAACUGUUUUAGGAGCAAUGGGGGACCAACAGUGCGAAACUGUUUUAGGAGCAAAGGGGUACCAACAGUGCGAAACUGUUUUAGGAGCAAUGGAGGACCAACAGUGCGAAACUGUUUUAGGAGCAAUGGGGGACCAACAGUGCGAAACUGUUUUAGGAGCAACGGGGUACCAACAGUGCGAGAAUGUUUUAGGAGCCACGGGGGACCAACAGUGUGAAACUGUUUUAGGAGCAAUGGGGGACCAACAGUGUGAAACUGUUUUAGGAGCAACUGGGUACCAACAGUGCGAAACUGUUUUAGGAGCAAUGGGGGAUCAAAAGUGCGAAACUGUUUUAGGAGCAAUGGGGGACCAACAGUGCGAAACUGUUUUAGGAGCAAAGGGGUACCAACAGUGCGAAACUGUUUUAGGAGCAAUGGGGGACCAACAGUGCGAAACUGUUUUAGGAGCAACGGGGUACCAACAGUGCAAGACUGUUUUAGGAGCCACGGGUGACCAACAGUGCGAAACUGUUUUAGGAGCAAUGGGGCAUCAAAAGUGCGAAACUGUUUUAGGAGCAAUGGGGGACCAACAGUGA